This is a messenger RNA of Melozone crissalis (California towhee), 3243 nucleotides long. RefSeq names its product angel homolog 1 (gene ANGEL1). The record is from RefSeq and is a predicted model, not a curated record. The transcript is spliced from 10 exons. Gene Ontology annotation, molecular function: 3'-5'-RNA exonuclease activity. The coding region runs from base 21 to 2048 and encodes 675 amino acids. Lineage: Eukaryota; Metazoa; Chordata; Aves; Passeriformes; Passerellidae.
UGGAGGCCGGGCCGGGCGGCAUGAUCGGCACCGUGCUCUGCUACGUGCUGCUGCCGGCGGCGCGGCUCCUCCAGGCCCUCCGAGAUGCUUUCUUUACCUAUCGAAAGAAUGUGCUUCUGGCGAAGAGCCCGUCCACCCAGAUAGAAGGUGUCUUUGCUGCAGCCAGAGGAAGAUCAGUUCCAGAAGAGCAAGAAGCCCUUCUCCAGCAGUGGCUGGAGGAAGGAGCAGGGAAUUUGCCAGCCAGUGAGAGUGUUCCAACAGUGAGGAAAGUAUCAGUUACACUCACUAGUGACUGGUUAGAAGGUUCAGAGCUAUUGAUGACCAGCCUCAGUGACCUGAAUACGUCUCCGGAGCUCACCCAGUGUGCUGAUCAGCAGCACUUGGAGCUAAAUGCCUUGGCUUCUUCAGAACUGCAAGAUCAUGCAGUGGCUGAACUGGCCAGAUUACCACCAGAGGAAACAGUGACUGUAGCAGGCAGUGCCCCUUGGGCAGCUGUGGUCCCACAGACAGAUCACCAGACAGCUGGCUGUGCUGGUAUCAACGUGGAGGUGCUGAAUGAUGACCCAGCUGUGCUGGCCUGGAGUUUAGCAUGUGAUGCAGAGGCAGUGCCACCAGUGCUCCCAGCCCAGUCCAUUCAGGAAGCGGUGCCAUUUUAUCCUGUCUCAUCGGAGGUGCCCUACCAUGAGAUCUUAUGGAGAGACUGGGAGGAUCUUUCUGUCCAGCCCUGUGUCUUAGAGCAGGUCUCCAACACUCCCCUGUUUGAAUUUCGAGUCAUGUCUUACAACAUCCUUGCCCAGGACCUGGUGGAGCAGGGCCUUGAUCUCUAUGUACACUGUCAUCCAGACAUCCUGAACUGGAACUACCGCCUUCCAAACCUUUUGCAGGAGAUCCAGCAUUGGGAUCCUGAUGUUCUGUGUCUCCAGGAGGUGCAAGAGAACCAUUACUGGGAGCAACUGGAACCAACAUUCAAGGAGAUGGGCUUUGCUUGCUUCUAUAAACGGAGAACCGGGACGAAGACAGAUGGAUGUGCAGUGUGCUAUAAGCGCAGCAGGUUCCAGCUGAUCAGUCUCAGCCCCAUAGAAUACUUCCGGCCUGGCCUGGACAUCCUCAACCGGGAUAAUGUGGGCUUGGUGCUGCUGCUGCAGCCUGUGCUCCCAGAAGGUCUAGGUCUGAAUGCAGUCAGUCCUCUGUGUGUGGCCAACACUCAUGUGUUGUUCAAUCCGCGUCGAGGAGAUAUCAAACUGGCCCAGGUGGCAUUGCUGCUAGCAGAGAUUGACAAAAUUGCAAGAACUACUGAAGGCAGCUACUAUCCUGUCAUCUUGUGUGGAGACCUGAACUCUGUACCCGAUUCUCCACUCUACAAAUUCAUCCGGAAUGGUGAACUUUCCUACCAUGGGAUGCCAGCCUGGAAGGUGUCUGGUCAGGAAGACUUUUCCCAGCAAUUGUAUUCACGGAAGCUGCUGGCCCCACUGUGGCCAAGCUCACUGGGUGUAACAGACAAGUGCCAGUAUGUCACCCUGUGCCAGCCAAAGAAACCUGGGAGACGUGAAUACAGCCGGGACUUCCUGCUGCAGUUCCGCUUUUGCGAUGCUGCCUGUGAGCGACCGCCGCAUCUGGUCCUCCUGGAAGGUGUGACAGAUGCUAAACCAGACCGCCCUGCACACUGGCCCAAGCCUGCUGCCAUGGUGAAAGACCCUGAUCCUCAGCCAUUCGUCCCAAGGUGUUCAGGUGUUAUCCAGCAUGGCCUCAACCUGACCUCUGUCUACAGCCACUUCUUGCCACAGAGGGGACGCCCAGAGGUCACAACAAUGCCCAUGGGGCUUGGAGCCACUGUUGAUUACAUUUUCUACUCAGCAGAGCCUGUGGAGAACAAGGCGGGUCGCAGGCUGUACAAGGAUGGAGCCCUGAAGCUGCUUGGCCGUCUUUCUCUUCUCUCUGAGGAUGUCCUCUUGAUGGCAAAUGGCUUACCAAAUCCUUUUUGUUCAUCUGAUCAUCUCUGCCUGCUGGCUAGCUUUGGCUUGGAGAUCUCCAGCCUCAGAGAGAGUUAGUGUUGGUUCCCUUUCCCUAAAGAAAAGUUGUUCUGAAUACAGCGGUCGAGACUCUGGAUUGCACAACCUGCUUGCAAGAAAACCCUUUUCCUUGUCAUGCCCUAAAAGUCCUUUUCUCCCCUCACACCCUCACUAAAUGCAGGGAUGGGAGAGUUGGAGCACUUUUUGCAUUGGUAUUUUCUGCAUCUCUGCAAACCUGAGCUGUGUUCCCAGUGGGCUGAUAGGUGUAUUCAGGCAUUGGCAUCUCUUUAAGAGAUCCUUGUUCCACUGCCUUGGUUAGCAGGUGUUUUUGUGCUGCAGGAACCAAUAAUGCCCAUGGUUAUUUGUCCCUGUGUAAGAUUUUCAAGGAGCUGGAAAAGAGAGGGGCAAUGCUAUCUGCUUUUGGUUAGUUUAAUUGCUACCAAGGAGCAUGGACUGUAUAUGCCAAUACUCUUUUACACCAAAACAAGUUCUUUUCAUUCUUUUAAUUUCUCAGUAAUAGUUCAGUACUUUCAGGGCUAGUUGUUGUGUUGCCUUUUAGAUUGGAUCUGCUAACUGCUUAGAAAUGUCUUUUACUUAAUGAUCUGUAAGGGCUGACUUGCUGACAGAAGGGUUUGUGUGGUGUAACAGUUUCUACAAGAAAUUGCUUGCUGUGACUAAUGGACCAGGGAAUGGGAUUGCCAGGAAUGGAACCAGGGGUUCUACAGAGCCACUCACAGCAGCUCUAGAGCUGCAGCAAAAGCCUAGAAGCCUUGGGGAAGGCUUCCUUCCUUUCUAGCGGUCUCAGAAUGGUACCUAAUAUGUCAUUUUUAGCAAAAAUAUUUAGGACCCUCACAGUGAAUAUCCUGUGGAAAAAAUUACCCUGUAAGGCAUGAUUACCCCAGAAGGCUAUAACUCUGGUUGUCCCAAAAGAGAGAUGAAGAUGGAAAGCAUGUGAGAGUCAGCAGAGCCGUCAUAUGGAAGAGCUGGUCUUGUCACUUGCCCUGUUCUUUGUGCACUCCCUAUUGCAGUCAGCCUGCCCAGGGGUCAAUAGCCAACCUUCAGUAUCCAUCUCCUGUGCCAGACUGAAGUCUAUGCUGCAUCCUUCUGCACCCAGCCAUGUGUAGGUGUAGAUAGAACCCUUAGGAUCAACUCCUGACUCUUGACAUGUGUUGGGAGGACGGGGAGGGCUGUGUAACUUGGACCCAGACUGCAGUCACUUGGAUCCCAGUGUACC